AUGACGGCCACAAAGGUGGAGGUUCCGGCAAGCACCAAGAUUGGCGUCGGGAGCCUCGAGCCCGCGCCUGACCCCGCCAUUACUGGCUUGUUGACCGUAGGAUAUGUGGACAAGGAGAAAGGUGGCCACAGGCCAGGAAGGAUCAAGGACUUUGCCACUUGGGAAAUGCAAAUGUCCUCUUGCUGUCCUGAGCCAUCGACUUUAUUAACACGAAUGAUUAAUCUGGGCGGAUUCGGUCUCCGUUGGCUGUACAUUCUGAUGGACAGAAACAAGACGUUCAUGGGCCCCCUCAGCUCAGCUCUCACACCACCGAUAUGUGUUGAACGACAUUGGGUAAGCCUGAUUGAAUUCACAAUCCAACUCGACCUUAUGAUUUGUUCCCCACCCAUGAACUUCGUUCAGAAUAUCAAAAAAGCCAUCAACGCUUCCUCCCCAAUUGACCAAAAGUCGUACAGAUACCCCAAGGAUACCCUCAUUCAUCCCUCAUUUCCUUUGGGGACCCACAAUUGUUUUUUCGCCAACGCGGUCGUUGUAUCGAAUGUUCUUGGCGGUGGACCGUGGUUUCAAGCGGUUGCCUCCACUUCAAACUCCGCCGGACCUGUACCUUUUCACUUGCUCUCCAGGCGGAUGUACGGCGCCUUAAUAUGUCAGACAGCGUGGUACUUCAAAGGUUUUCCCAAAGACCCGACGUAUAUGAAGGUGUUGGUCUGCCGCGGUCAGUGCGCUCCCUUUGAUCAAGUAUUGCACUUAUCUCAAGACCCUUUCAGGCCUUUUUCAUCCCAACUACUAUUCAUCAAACGAAUGUGGUCUUGGUUCGCGCCCAAUCUCAUCUUCGAACCAGUGGCAAAUAAGAAGAACUAUAUCCUCGCCACUAUAGUCUUGGUUCCUUUUUUAAUUGGCUGGGGUUUUACUAUCAGUAAGCUCGAUUGGGUCAUUGUUCGACCGGAACUGAGUACUCGAUCUCGUAGACUUUCUCCAGGCCAUUUUUCUCUCCUCAUGUCUUUCGGGAUGAGAGUCCUCUCAAGCGGUGUCGUCACUGGAACCAUGUGUUUCCUAUUGUAUCGACACGCUUCUCCCUUGUCUUCCGGCUCGACAGAAGUUGGUUCGCGUCGUGAAAUCCCUUGUGAUGGGAUCGUUAUCCACUGGCUUACUUAUGUGUACAUCGUGUUGCCUGAUAGUCCCAUACCCUUCGGGAUCUACAACGUCCGAGGAAGUUUUUUUGCCAACGCGGUCUUGGUAUCAUUGAACCACAGAACGAGAUACCGUCGGAUGCUAACGGAAACUAUUGCCCUUCGGAGUUCUGUCAGGUUUCCUUCAACCUCGAACGCCCCCGUCCGCGCCACGUAG
Molecule: messenger RNA, 1347 nt
Organism: Laccaria bicolor S238N-H82
Lineage: Eukaryota; Fungi; Basidiomycota; Agaricomycetes; Agaricales; Hydnangiaceae
Exons: 20
Coding region: 1-1347 (448 amino acids)
Source: RefSeq, a predicted model, not a curated record